Messenger RNA from Xiphophorus hellerii (green swordtail), 3729 nucleotides. It is a transcript of the gene fancf, whose product is annotated as FA complementation group F. Gene Ontology annotation, cellular component: Fanconi anaemia nuclear complex. Lineage: Eukaryota; Metazoa; Chordata; Actinopteri; Cyprinodontiformes; Poeciliidae. Gene Ontology annotation, biological process: interstrand cross-link repair. The record is from RefSeq and is a predicted model, not a curated record.
GAGCGCGAGUGUCUUUUAUUUUGAAGGGCUAAAAGUUAGGAGUCCAGCACGCAUGCGCACAAGUAAAAUACAAACGGAAGACCCGGGCAUUGGAAAGUAAAGACGAUGCCAAACACCGGGAGCUCACUGUAUGGGCUGUGAAUGCGGACAGCGCCACAUGGAGGCUGUGCUGAAAAACGUGGGCUGCACCGUGGAGCUGCUGGCAGUGGCUGCCCACUGCGGCGUGGUGAAUGAGUGGGAUGAGCAGACCGUGACCAGGGCUUUUCACUGGGCCAGGUACUGUGAGCAUAUUUACAGCAGGUUCCACGGUAACCCCGUCAUCAGAGGAGUCCUGGAGAAGCAGCUACAGCUCACCAAUCACCGUUUGAAGGAAGCUCUUCCUGAAUACAACGCAGUGUCGUUUUUGGAUCUGGGCCGCUGCCAGGACCUGCUGCUUCUCUGGCUGUUGAACAACUCUGCAUUGCCGAUCUCCAUCAUGAAGAUGCUCUUUGAAACCAAGGCCUCUGCUGAUUCUACAAGCAGCGACUAUGAAGACGUCAGAGGCCUCUGCAACCAGAUCAUUCAGUGUAAAUCUGCCUGUACGGUGCUGCGUCCCCUCCUGGGCGUCCCCUCUGUUGGUGCUGAUGCUGAGGUUCAGGGAGAGAUGCUGAUGGAAAGGUUGGGGUCCGCGCUGAGCCAGAGCAGCGAUCCCCGCCGGGCGGAGGACUUUCUGAGCUCCGUCCUUCAGGAAUUUGAGGUUGCAGCGGAGCAUUUGUGUCCAGUCAUCGCUGCAGCUCUGCUGACAACAGACUCGGCUGUACAAACCGCCUCUCAGGAGUUUCUCCUGGACUGGCUGCAGAGUCGGCGCGGCGUGCUGCAGAACGUGUGCACUGCGCUGCCUUCCAAGCUUCUUGCAGACUUGGCAGAAAGACACCAGAAAUUUAGAGAUGCGUUCUGCAAGUUGCUGAAGAAGUGGGCCUCGGAGAUGGAGUACAGGGUAACUGAAGGCGAAUGGGUUCACGCUGCUACAAACUCUGCGGUGUCCUUCCAGAAAAUGACAGAGCAUUAUUUGACUCUGUUUGAAGCCUGUCCCUCUCUGAGGACGGAAAUAGAGGAUGAGCUAAAUGCACAGAGGAUUGCUGAUGGAGACUUUGAUGUCAGAGGUCUGAGUGUGUGGGGGGACAUCCUGUUGGCAUUGAGAAAGUGACGCUCAGACCUCUGGUUUCUUUAGAACUAGAAGAUAUCACCAAGUUUACAUGGUAAUCUGUCUGCCUGAUGUCUGUUAAUACUAAAUAAAAUAAGACAAAUAAAAAGAAAUCUGAUCAUCUGAAGGAUGCAGUGCACCUGUUCAGUACUGCUUUUAUGGUUAUUUAUAUUUAUUAUACUGUGGUUUCCUAUUGUUGAGCAUUGUUCAAGAAUGUUUUUUAUGAAGUGGAAUUGAACAAUAAGGCAAUAAAUAAAUUUUUUUAGGUUAUGUAUUUAUGUAUAUUUUUAUGUUUUGUAUCAGCAGGUAUAAUAUCAGAACUUUGGCAUGAUUAGGACUAGUUCUAACCAUGCCAAAAUAUUUUUAAAAAAGGCUUUGAUGCAAAUUUUGAUUGCAUAUAUUUCAUACCAUGACUGACUUAAAACUGAAACACUGUAAAUAUUACAGAAAAUACUUUAAAUGUAAACCAGAAUAUAAUCAGAGAAUAGGAAAUUAAAAAAAAAUUGAACAUGCCAGAGUAAAAUAAAUUUUCAUACUCUUUGUGAAGCAAAGCUUCAGUAGAUUCAUACAGAUGUAGGUAGAAUCAGAUAGUUAGGAACAAGGGAUUUCUGUUUAGUUACCAUAGCUACAACAAUGGAGUUUGGAUUGUCGUCUGUGUUAACUGUUCUGCGAAAGAGUCAGGAAAACAUGUCAAACCAAUAAGAAAUAGUUCAUACAUUUACAAGAGACCUGCUCUGCUCUGCUGAGAUAGUGACAGUGACUGAGUUAAUCCAGUUACUUUAAGCAGGUCAAAGCAGUCAAGAAAAACUGUAAAACAAGUUUCAUAGACUUUCAAAACUCAUCAUUUUACCUGUAGUAUUGCAGAAUGACUAAUCAUUAUGAUCCACAGUAUAUGCUACAUUAUGGAACAUUGCUUCUUGCUGUUUGCUUAAAGAAAUAUGAACAAAGGUUUUUUUUGUCAGGUGUUGAGACACAUGAAAAAAAUCAAAAAGCUGAUUGAGUUUUUUAGAAUUUAGAUCAAAUCAUUUUUAUGUUAGAAUAGCCUUGACCUAAAUCUACGGUAAUAGAAUAUAUGCAAAGAUUUUUUUAUUGUUUUUUAAUAGAUUAUUUCUAAGUUAAAAUAUUCAGAUAUAGAUUUGUUUAAUAAGUAAUGACUUUAAAGGGCUAUAAAGUAAUAAAACACAAUCAGCAAAGCAGCCAAACACUGAAUUAAUUCAACUGUUUCCUAACUACAUUCUCCAGAAAUGAUUUUUCCCUUUCUCUCACACUAUCUGUCAACAUCCCCUGCAGCGCUGCUCGCUCCAAACCAAUACAUUUUGAUUGGCUUCGUGCCAGUCAUGUGACUGGACUGGUAAUUUGCACAUCUCAGACUUCACCUUCAUGUCGAAGCACCUCUGUGGACGAGGGAUCAAUUAGUGAGACUCUGGCCUCUCCCUCAGUCAGCCGGUGUGUGACAGGUCUCUGUCAGACGGCGGAUUAGAGCAGAGGAGGAAACACCAACACAGCCACGGCUCGUUUAACACGCCGCAAAGGCAAUUCACGUAGAGACAGACAAGGGUCAGUGGGCAAGGGCAGCUCCUACACAACCAAUUUAUUUCCAGGCAAUGAAAACAUAUGCGUCAGGCUGGAGGAAAUCCAACAACGACUGAGGAAUCUGACUGAUCUAUUGGGAACAAACACAAAGAAGAAGAAUUUAGUUUAACAAACCAAUGCGUUUUUAAUAUAGUCUUGCAACUGAGGAGAUUGUGGUUCUCACUUUUACUCUCAGCCUCACACAUAACUGGCAGGAGGUGUGAGCAGUCAUGGCGAUGACUCACAUGUGUUACUGACUGACUUACUGCAAGAUGACAAGGUUUGAAAAUGCUCUGCCUACAAAUGUCAAAGCUGGAACCAGAUUUCCUUUUUGUUUUAUUGAAAUAAAAUAGUUUGUAUAAAGAAAAGAAGUAAAAACCUUCAAUAUGUCAUUUUAGAGAACAAAUCUGCCUAUUCUUGCAGGGAAGCAGGAUAUUUUUUUGCAUUUCCUCCAGCAUCCCUCCUUCCGUUUUGCUUUCUGAUAUUGUUCUCUGUCAGCGUGGGGUGGCAAACUGCAGUGAGACGUGCUGAGAGGGGGGCACUGCUGUUCUGCGGCGUCCACAGGGUCACGGAGGAUAACAUUCAUUAAAACUCAGACCCAGCCACCAUCUGGUGGAGUGAAUAGGGAUUUCUCGGAGGGGGUGGGUUGCUGAAAGGGUAGAGCCCUCCCUCGGCACGCGCCUAUGAGAGGAGGGGGACCCCUGGUCACACCUGUGUCCCACUCAGAACAUGAUGGACACCGACGAGAAAAAUAAUUCUGAGGAAGAUGUGGACUCUGUUCUGCAUUAGAACAGUUAAAUAAGGCUGCCAGAGGAGCUGUUGAUACAGUAACUAAUUUGCAUUUUAAAGAAAGGGAAGGGUUUUUUUUUGGCCAGUAAUCUGCUGAAAUAUGAAGAAACAGAAAUGCAAAACAAAAUUAAGCAGGUUUUUAUAGCUAGUUAGGCAAAAGUCAGCUCAUUAUAUAUCCAAUAUUA